Molecule: messenger RNA, 863 nt
Organism: Drosophila mojavensis
Lineage: Eukaryota; Metazoa; Arthropoda; Insecta; Diptera; Drosophilidae
Product: protein YIPF6
Exons: 5
Coding region: 75-746 (223 amino acids)
Biological process (GO): endoplasmic reticulum to Golgi vesicle-mediated transport
Cellular component (GO): trans-Golgi network; membrane
Source: RefSeq, a predicted model, not a curated record
GUUGGCAAUUGAUUGCAUUAAAGAAAUUUAUUAUUGUAUGCCUGUGCGUAGCAAAAACAAAUUGCAGCUUCUAAAUGGACUCCAGGCUGGAUAUGUUUGAGGACGUCAAUACAUCGCCCUCUUUGGAGGGCGACAUGUCUAUACCGGGCAAACGCACGACAACAACAUCACAACAUGGAGUGCCCGAAUAUAACACUCUGGACGAGCCCAUACGUGAAACGGUGUUGAGAGAUAUACGCGCUGUUGGCGUAAAGUUCUAUCAUGUGCUCUAUCCCAAAGAGAAGUCGAGUCUUCUUCGCGAUUGGGAUUUAUGGGGUCCUUUGGUGCUGUGCACCUUUAUGGCUACGAUUCUGCAAGGCUCGUCGUCUGCGGACAGCAUGUCUGAUAAUGGACCCGAAUUCGCGCAGGUCUUUGUGAUUGUUUGGAUAGGUGCAGCCAUUGUAACGCUCAACUCCAAGCUGCUUGGUGGCAAUAUCUCAUUUUUCCAAUCGGUUUGCGUGCUCGGCUAUUGUCUAACACCCAUUGCUCUUUCCUUGAUCAUUUGUCGUAUCAUAUUGUUAUCCAGUCAGACGCGUUUUCUUUUCUUCUUACGCUUUGUUACCACAACACUAGGCUUUGCCUGGGCUACAUACGCUUCGUUUAUCUUUCUGGGUCAAAGCCAACCGCCGCAUCGCAAGCCACUCGCAGUCUAUCCCAUAUUUCUGUUUUUCUUCGUCAUAUCCUGGCUGGUGUUAUCGCAUAAUUAGUUAUUAGCUGUGCUUAGUUUAUAAAUUGUAUCAACUUUCCAUAGCAUAACCAAAUCGAUUGUAAAUUUAUAUAUAUAUUUUAAUUUGAUAACUGUGACCAUGCCAUGUUUUAAGGUA